Loa loa (African eye worm) is the source of this 193-nucleotide messenger RNA. RefSeq lists its product as hypothetical. Gene Ontology annotation, molecular function: inward rectifier potassium channel activity. Gene Ontology annotation, cellular component: membrane. The record is from RefSeq and is a predicted model, not a curated record. Gene Ontology annotation, biological process: potassium ion transmembrane transport; membrane repolarization during action potential. Lineage: Eukaryota; Metazoa; Nematoda; Chromadorea; Rhabditida; Onchocercidae. The coding region runs from base 8 to 193 and encodes 61 amino acids. The transcript has 3 exons.
GGAUAUCAUGUUUAUUGUCGAUAUUAUUAUCAAUUUCAGAACAACUUAUGUCAAUGAAAAUGACGAAGUUGUAUCACAUCCCGGAAAGAUAGCAAUACAUUAUUUUAAAGGCUGGUUUAUAAUAGAUAUGAUUGCUGCUGUGCCCUUUGAUCUUCUGCUUGUAAAUACAAACAGUGAUGAGAAUGAAUUUUAG